AUGUAUUAACCGCGGCGCACAUCUCUGCCGAAGCACCAAAGCAAGCAUCACAGCGGUGCCAGACAUCAAUAAACAAGUAGUUAAUUUGAAUGAGAUUUGGUCACUACAAAUACGAUGUUUUUUCAAUCAGAAUAUGGUCGUUUCUUAGUAUAACAUCUUGGUAAUCAAACUUCUACGCAAAUCGAUCAAUAAUUUCAUUUUCCAACGCCAUUUCUUUCAAAAUAUUUGGUUUGGUUUUCAUUUAAACAUGCUGCUACCGCUCAAGCUUUACGAACUAUCAUCCAGUUCGGCAGCACUGAUUUGCCAAUCAUCUGUGAAUGUAUGCGAGUGCAAAACGUGGCGAGCGAGCAUACACGAUUCGUCGCGCCACACAUUGUUGUGACUUCUCCUUUGCGAGAAAGAAAAACAAUCACAAUGAAACUGUCACUUGCUAGGGAAAGGAAGUGCGUUGGUGUGUGCGUGCAGAAUGCUCUACGCUGAGAAAAUGUGAACGUGUGCUGUGCAUACGGUUGGGAUGAAUAAAGAGACCAACCGAUGAGAUGAAAUUUUAUGGUGUGCUGAAGAUAGGUGCGAGUGGCUCGCGAUUUGUGAUCGCAAUUAAAUCAAAUAUUAAAGAUAAAUCCCACUCUAGUGCAUCGUAGGAUCAACAGUGGAAGUGAGCACGUGUGUUAAAGGACUUGCAUUCGUUUCUUGCCGAGUUCGAGUGCACCGGCCGUGUCGCCACGAGUGAAAAUGAACAGCACUCGCCAUCGGUUGAUACGCGAGCUGAAUCGAUUAGCGUCCACUUCGGCCACAUCGUCAGCCCCCUCGGCCCCGCAGACCACCGCCCAGAGCACCGCCGCCGCCUCCGCCACUCAACAGAGCAACAAAAUCCCCAGUUCCAGCUAUGCCACCAGCACCUGUCCCCACAUGAUGGACGUGGCCUCGGUUGCCGUCAAUAGCCGGCUUCACCCCGCCGCCACCGCAGCACACAUCCAGCAGCAGGCCCCACCGACGAUCAAACUGGAAAACGCUCGACCCUACUCGGAGGUUCCCGGCCCGAAACCACUGCCGAUUCUGGGCAACACUUGGCGCGUUUUCCCCAUCAUCGGCCAGUACAAAAUCUCCGAUGUGGCGAUGAUAUCGUUUCUGCUGCACGAGCACUUCGGCCGGAUAGUGCGACUAGGGGGCCUCAUCGGUCGGCCCGAUCUGCUGUUCGUGUACGAUGCUGAUGAAAUUGAAAAGGUGUACCGUAACGAAGGUCCCACACCGUUCCGACCGUCCAUGCCCAGUCUGGUCAAGUACAAAAGCGAGCUGCGAAAAGAUUUCUUCGGAGAUUUGCCCGGCGUGGUUGGAGUUCACGGAGAACCAUGGCGCGAGUUCCGUUCCCGAGUGCAGAAACCAGUCCUUCAGCUAUCCACCGUCCGUCGUUACGUAACCCCGCUGGAACAGGUCACCGAAGAGUUCAUCGACCGGUGCAACCAAAUGUUGGAUCACAAUAAGGAACUGCCGGACGAUUUUGACAACGAAAUCCACAAGUGGUCACUGGAAUGCAUCGGUCUGGUGGCCUUGGAUACCCGACUCGGUUGUCUGGAGCCGAAUUUGUCGGAUAACUCCGAACCGCAGCAGAUUAUCAAUGCAGCAAAAUACGCGCUGAGAAACGUUGCUACAUUGGAGCUGAAGGCACCCUACUGGCGGUACUUCCCGACGCCCCUGUGGUCCAAAUACGUGAACAAUAUGGAUUAUUUCGUGAAGGUUUGCAUGAAAUACAUCAAGAACGCCACUAAACGCAUGAACUUGGGCGAAGGACGAGCCCUGGACGGUGAACCUUCUCUUCUGGAGCGAGUCAUCAAGAGCCAGAAAGAUGAACGGCUAGCGGUGGUCAUGGCGUUGGAUUUGAUUCUGGUUGGAAUCGACACCAUCUCGAUGGCAGUGUGCUCAAUUCUUUACCAAUUGGCCACCCGACCGGUUGAACAGCAGAAGGUCUACGAAGAGCUCAAGCGAAUCAUGCCGGAUCCGAACACUCCACUCACAUACCAGCUGUUGGAUCAGGCUCACUACCUGAAGGCAUUUAUCAAGGAAGUUCUCCGGGUGUACAGUACCGUGAUCGGAAACGGACGAACGCUGCAGGAGGACACCGUCAUCUGCGGCUACAGGAUUCCCAAGGGGGUCCAAUGCGUCUUCCCGAACCUGGUGACCGGCACGAUGGAGGAGUACGUAACCGACGCCAAGAGCUUCAAACCGGAACGUUGGCUCAAGCCCAGCCAGGGCGGAACCGGUGACAAUCUGCACCCGUUCUCGACGCUGCCAUACGGUUACGGAGCCCGCAUGUGCCUCGGGCGUCGCUUUGCCGAUUUGGAGAUGCAAAUACUGCUGGCUAAGCUGCUGCGCUCGUACAAGCUCGAGUUCCACCACAAACCUCUGAAGUACGUGGUGACCUUCAUGUACGCGCCCGAGGGAGCCCUCAAGUUCAAGAUGACGCCCCGGGAGUGAAGCACAGGGAGUUGACGGGACGGUGACGGAUGACAGACAAGAUUCCUUAGGAUUGUUAGGUUUAUUCUAUUUUUGUUCAACGUAAAUGCAAGUUUAACCAGUUUACCGUGUACAUAACCAACUAAUGUAAAUUUUAUACUCUAUCUUAUGAAAUAAAAAUUGUGAGAUGAGUUGGCA
Messenger RNA from Aedes albopictus (Asian tiger mosquito), 2649 nucleotides. It is a transcript of the gene Cyp301a1, whose product is annotated as probable cytochrome P450 301a1, mitochondrial. The transcript is spliced from 7 exons. The coding region runs from base 733 to 2472 and encodes 579 amino acids. The record is from RefSeq and is a predicted model, not a curated record. NCBI's taxonomy places the organism in Eukaryota, Metazoa, Arthropoda, Insecta, Diptera, Culicidae. Gene Ontology annotation, molecular function: oxidoreductase activity, acting on paired donors, with incorporation or reduction of molecular oxygen; monooxygenase activity; heme binding.